Messenger RNA from Xenopus tropicalis (tropical clawed frog), 1618 nucleotides. RefSeq lists its product as uncharacterized. The record is from RefSeq and is a predicted model, not a curated record. NCBI's taxonomy places the organism in Eukaryota, Metazoa, Chordata, Amphibia, Anura, Pipidae. The transcript has 6 exons. The coding region runs from base 257 to 1063 and encodes 268 amino acids.
UAUAACAUUUUAUCAUAUAACAUAACUAUCCUAUAUUUUAUUGUUAUAGCCUAUAAGACUAAAAGGCUUAUUUGACAUAUUCAUUAUAACAUCACUGAUCUGGAGCCACAAAGCAACAUAGUGACAUCACAGAUCUAGAUCCUGAUAAGACCAUUAUGACAUCAUCAUCAUCCCUGCAACUAAAACAGUGCAGCUCACAACAAGCUUCAUUUGUGUGUAGAGCUUGAAGUGAACACUACUUGUUAGUGGACACAUCAUGUUUCUGUGCAUCUUGAAAAGAACUAAGAUCUCUGAAGGCCGUGGGAGACCCUCCUGCCCAGCAGUGAUGGGUCCUGCGCGCCUUUAUUCUUUUAUCAUCUUUCUUGAAAUAUUUCUUCUGUUUUUUGGUACCACAUCAGCUGUGAAUGUUGAAAAUUUUUCUUUAUUCAAACCAAAGCUGAUACUGAAGGCACAUACUACGAAUAUUAUCCCAUGUGCAUUUCAUACUCGGCGUCCCCUUAAUCCAUUAAAAGUGCAAUUGGAAUGGGGUGUAAUCCCAACAGGGGAACGCGAUUACAAACCUUUGGUGCAUCUUUUUGGAGACCAUGUCAAUACGGCAUCACCUGAGCUCAAUGAAAAGUACAAGCUUUUUAUACCCCUGGUGGCAAAAGGAAACUGUUCUCUGGUGAUCAAUCCCACGAACAUCGAAGACAGUGGGACUUAUCAGGUUAAACUGAUAAUUAAAGAAAAGGUGUAUGAGCCACUAUCAUCUAUAAAAAUAAAAGUUGUGGAUCAUCCCAAAGCCAAGUCCCGGGCUGCUAAGCCUAUGAAAGAAGCUACAGCUAUUAUACCAGCGGAGACUACUAAAGCGCCAAACACAAAUGCACCAAAAGAAAAUGAUGAUGAUGUCAUUAGCGAUGUCAUCCUGCCACUACUGAAAGGACAUGAGAUGGCAUUUGGUAUAGCAGUGAUAUCUAUUAUAAUAGGCCUUGCUGCUUGGUCAUUGAUAGGACUCAUUAUAUGUAUUAGGUAUUGCCAAAGGAAUAAGAAAGGCCACACUGGUGAUGUAGAAAAUCCAUCAUAAGAUACGGAGGAAAGUGAAGAGAGUUAAUUUAGUCAAAGUCAAUCAUCUUCUGGUAGAAAAGAGUGGCUAGGCAUCAUUAAAUUUAGCUUCACUAAAGAGAAGAAUUAGACCCACUACGUUACAAAUGAACUCUAUUUUGGAGAGCAAAAUCGAUUUUGAUUUUUGUAACUUCUGAUCUGAAGGAAGAAAUUCUCCACCUUGUGAUUUCUCUGAUAAAAAGUCAUGUGAUAAGGAGAAAAAGAUAGAACAGCAAAUUAAAUCAGAGAAUAAGAUCCUACAAGGUUAAGAAUAAAUGUUCUGGUGAGGAAUCGUCCAAUAAGGAGGAAAAGUUGGAUCAUAAGAUCAGAUGAAAGAGUAAUCAUCUAAUGAGUUGGAGGAGAAUGAAGAGGCAUCAUUAGAUGAUGAGGGAGGGAAGGAGGGCAUGUAUAUUAUAGGAAAAGAAAACUGCAGAAGAGAAAUUAGUGGUUCUUUCUGUAUCUUCUCCUAAUCUGUAUGAAAUAUUUUUUCAAUAAAUCUUUUAUAUAUAGUAAUAAUAAUAACAUUUCUUACCGCUAU